UUAGUUUACUGGAAAUGAAAAUUUAAUCAAAUUUAGAAUCUAUUAGCACUCGAUUAUUUUCCAAAUUACCAGUUUAUAUUAUGCUGCCCCAGAUGUUAACAAGAUCGGUUCACAUUUGUCGGACCCGACCCGCAGAAGGAAGUCCGCAUGGCAAAACAUAUUGCAACAACUCGCCAAUGUCGACGUUCCAGAGGCAAUAUGUUAAGGAUAUCGGCAAGCCCAGUGAGCCGGCGGAUAAGAUUUCGGUGAUCGGCACCGGGCAAGUGGGACUUGCGUGCUGUGCGUUUCUGAUCGAUCGACGAUUGGCCCAGCAUUUGGUGAUGGUGGAUUUGCGCAAGGAAUGGGUUGAAGCGGAAGCACUCGAUUUUUUGCACGCCUCCAGCUUGUUGGCAUCGCCCAAAAUCGAAACCUGUUCGGAUGCCAAUUGCACGGCUGGCUCCAAGUACGUAAUCAUAACGGCCGGCACGAGACCAGCCGGCAAAAGUCGUUUAGAUAUUGCCAAGGACACGUUGAAGAUACUGUCGAAGCUGGUGCCCAAAUUGGUGGAAAGUAGUCCGGAUGCGACUUUUGUGAUUAGCUCGAAUCCGGCCGAUGUCAUGACCUGGGCGGUUCGAAGAAUUAGCGGAUUACCCAAGGAGCGUUGCAUAUCGUCCGGUUGUCAUCUGGAUUCGAUGCGUUUUCGUUAUUUGCUCGCCCAGCGUCUGGGCGUGGCUGCGUCCGAGGUAAACGCGUUCAUUGUGGGCGAGCACGGGGAUAGCUCGGUGCCUGUUUGGUCGGGCGUGACGGUCGGCGGCAUUGCAUUGAUGCGCAUUAUUCCAAAUAUCGGCACAGAUCAAGAUCAGGAUAAAUGGCAACAGGUUCACACGGAUGUGGUCAAAGGCGGUAGAGCGGUAUCCAAGGUCAAGGGCUACACAAACUGGGCCGUCUCCUUGGCCGUUGUUGACAUUAUCCAGGCCAUGAUGACGAACAGCGGACGCAUCCUGUCCGUCGGCACCGACGUCCAGGGCCUGAUGGGCGUCGAGGACAGCGUGGUCAUGUCUCUGCCAUGUAUUCUGGGCACUCAUGGCGUACAAAAAGUACUUGAAUUGCCGCUAACUGAAUUUGAAAUGAAUUUGUUUGAGAAAUCUACAGAGGCUCUAUUUGGGGCGCAGUGUGCGCUGAAUCUCUGAAGUUAAUGAACUACAGACUUUCGGUCUAUUGUAUUAUAAUUUUGUCAUCAAUUUCAAUAACACAUAGUAGAAAAAAUCUCCGAA
Drosophila montana is the source of this 1253-nucleotide messenger RNA. Its product is annotated as L-lactate dehydrogenase B chain-like. The record is from RefSeq and is a predicted model, not a curated record. The coding region runs from base 81 to 1169 and encodes 362 amino acids. Gene Ontology annotation, biological process: pyruvate metabolic process; lactate metabolic process. Lineage: Eukaryota; Metazoa; Arthropoda; Insecta; Diptera; Drosophilidae. The transcript has a single exon. Gene Ontology annotation, molecular function: L-lactate dehydrogenase (NAD+) activity.